This is a messenger RNA of Fraxinus pennsylvanica, 405 nucleotides long. Lineage: Eukaryota; Viridiplantae; Streptophyta; Magnoliopsida; Lamiales; Oleaceae. The record is from the annotation of a GenBank genome assembly.
AUGGAUAUUCGAUUUGGAAUAGGAAGCUUUUAUUCACAAGUUUCAAGGUAUACUUCAAGAAACCAGAGGGCAUUCAAACCGUGCGGCUCAAAAAGAGACUCUCCGCCACCGCCGCCCGAGCAAAACGGAGACAAAGGUGAUAAAUACUCAACAGAUUGGGAUAAAGCUUGGUCAAGCUUCAAGAAACAAGGAAGAAAGACUUUUUUCUCCCAAUUCUCGCCCAACAAGUACGUCAGCUGGAAUCCUAGGCGUUCCGAGUUCCCACUUUCUGAGGAAGUUGAUCCCAUUAAAAGAACAGAGAGGUCAAAUCUUACAUUAUGGACUAGUCCAAGUUUUACUCUAGCUGGAGCUAUUGUUAUAGUUACUUUCCUUAUAAUUUACACGAUUCUUGCACCAGUGAAGUAA